AUGAAACAAAUGCAAAUUCAAGAUAUCUUGAUUUAUUCGUACUUGCUGUUCACUUUGUUGCUAGUAUUUGUAGUGGAAGCGCAGCAACCUGAUUCACUCUCCGGCUGUCCUGCUCUUAGCGCAAUAGCAAAUGUUGAUUCUUAUAACGGAAGUUUUUGCUUCUGUAAUGUUCGGGAUAGUGGUCACGUACAUAUCAACUGUUUGUACAGUUCUACUUUGGAACAAUUCAAAAAAGCACUUCUUGCUGUUAGUGCUGCAAAAAAAACCGUCCAACAGGUGACAUUAAGCCGUGUUAAAUUUGACGCUGGUGUACUACCUGGAAAAAUUUUCGAUAAUCCUUAUGCACCUAUACAAAUCAUAUCCAUCGAUAAAUGUGCUGAACACACUCCCCUGAACAUUCAUGAGGAUUCAUUCCAUGGCCUAGCUGAGCACUUGCAAGAACUUUACAUUACCAACUGUAACCUAGAGCAAUUUCCACAAAAAGCAAUUCAAAACUUAACGAAAUUGAGAGUUUUAUCAUUGGCCUACAACAAGUUAACUAAUCUGGUUAGAACGGAUUUCCAAACAUUACAACAUGUGGAAAUCUUGAAUCUCGAAGGAAAUUUUAUAUCGUCCUUAGAAAAUGGGACACUAUCGGUACUUCGCAAUUCCUUAAAACAGCUUAGUAUCGGAAAUCACAACUCUCUCAACGAUAUCUUCGACGAAAUCUCACAGCUUAAAGAACUCGAAGUUCUAGAUAUGGGUCGAGCCAAUGGUAUCACUAAUAUAACAGAUGGAACAUUUGGAGAACUGAACAAAUUGGAAAAGCUAUUACUACCCGAAUGUAGUCUAACAGUUAUCCACAAGAACACAUUCCAAGGUCUUACGAAACUCACAGAGCUCGAUUUACGAAUCAAUUUACUAAAUGAAGUGGAAUGUGGAAGUUUUGUUUGGACACCAAGUCUACAACGCUUAUCACUUGCCGGAAACUAUCUAAAUGAAAGCUUAGCUUGCUGGUGGGAUGGACUAGAACAUUUGAAAGAACUCGAUCUUGGAUGGAAUGAGUUUUCAUUUCUGGAAAAAAAUGCUUUCUACAAACUUGGUCCAACACUUAACUUCCUAAACCUUCGUCACAAUAAGCGAUUAAUGCACGCAAGUUUUAAAUCAUGGAAGAAAAUAAAUCAGUUUCCGCAAAUAAAUAGGAUUUUGAAGAUCGAUGAAAAUGCUUUCAACGGACUCAGUAAUCUCCAUCGCUUAAAUAUGAGUGAUAUAAGCAUCACAGAAUUUAAUAAAAUCCUCAAACACCUUCCUUCACUACAUGAGCUGGACUUGAGCAACGGGAAACUGCAGCAGAUCGAUGAAAGCGAUUUGGAAGCUCAAAAUGAAAGGUUGGAAGGACUAAUAUUACGCAAUAACCAACUGACAACAUUACCACGAAGUGUGCUAGAAAAUAUGAAAAAUUUACGUUUGCUGGACUUAUCAAACAACAAUUGGCUGUGUGAUGAAAAUAUGGAAUCGCUUGUAGAAGAGAUCGAAUUGAAGUACAAAGAAGCAGUUCUGCUAGACCAAAAUUUCAUAUUACUGCACGCUAACGAAACAAACUGUAACCGUCCGAACAGUUUACAAGGACAAGCAAUAAUGAAUGUAAUUAAAGAUUCAUUCAAGAUGUAUAAUUCAAGCAAUGAUGCCAUCUAUUCAACGAUAUCAACAAUGCCAACAGUGGAUAACGAUCUAAAACUAGAAGAUAUUAGUACAGGCCUUCUCAAUAAAUUUCUAGCUAAAGGUGGUUUAAUUGGCGAUGAAAAUGCAAAAUUCGAGCAUCAUCAAAAUACAUCCUCUAUUGUACAUGCCCUAUACCACUUGGAUAUGAAAACUGAAUUAGUCAGCGAACAAACCAAAACCAAUCCCGCAGCAAUAAUUGCUGUUGUUAUUACGUUGACGAUCAUCUCCACUGCUAUCAUCGUUGCUGUCAUCAGACAUUUAAGGAAACAGAAAAGUAGAAUGGGGAAGCGAACUACUUUUGAAAUGCGUGAUAAAGUAGUAACAAAUGAUGCAAAACUGAAAGAGCAUUCGAAUUUGCAUGAAGUGAUCAAAGAUAAUGUCUGA
This is a messenger RNA of Brugia pahangi, 2085 nucleotides long. Lineage: Eukaryota; Metazoa; Nematoda; Chromadorea; Rhabditida; Onchocercidae. The record is from the annotation of a GenBank genome assembly.